Molecule: messenger RNA, 516 nt
Organism: Heterobilharzia americana
Lineage: Eukaryota; Metazoa; Platyhelminthes; Trematoda; Strigeidida; Schistosomatidae
Source: the annotation of a GenBank genome assembly
AUGCGGUGUAUACACACUAUUCGGGGUGUUGCAAAGACAGAAGUGUUUCCUCCACUUAAUUUUCAUCAGUGUUUAUGUGUAGAGAUUAUACAAUGGAGAGUCAAGUUCAAAAAAUACCAUCAGUUGACCAACCCGAAGGCUUGUGUAAAGUGCAAUGAAAAGACGGUGAAGCAAGCCUAUCAUAUUGUUUGUAAACCUUGCUCAUCUGCCUUAAAAAUUUGCUGUAAAUGCGGGAAGCCAAAUGAAUCCAUUAAUUUUGAAGAUACGGAAAGACAGGAAGAUACUGAUCAAAAAUUUAUUGACGCUUUGAAAAAUGUUCGUGAAAGGGAACGUCGUACCCUUUUACGUUUGGCUCAUUCAAAUCAAAGUACAACGGAAGUCGGAAGUACCAUCACUGAUAAGGAAAAACCUUCAAGUCUUAUGGAUGGUGCUAAUGAACUCAUUGUAGAGAAGUUAUCCAAAAUGAAUUGCAAUUGGAAGGAUGAGUACGAAACGGAUGAUUAUGAAUCCAGUUAA